Messenger RNA from Cladocopium goreaui, 5619 nucleotides. Lineage: Eukaryota; Dinophyceae; Suessiales; Symbiodiniaceae. The record is from the annotation of a GenBank genome assembly.
AUGGAUGAAACUGAUGAAACCCUGAGACGCCUUUCGGAUGCUGUGGUGAACCUGGACAGUGGAGUUCCAUUCCCGGUCAUCUCUGUCUGGCUGUGUCUUGCAUGGCCGCUUCCCACGCUCUUCUUCUGGCUGGCUGAAUACUUUGCCCGCCGCCGGAGAGUGACUGCAGAAGGUUCUGAAGGAACCGAUGGAAUGUUGAGCGAGCCGUUGCUAAGCCCAAUGCGGCCAACCACCAGGGAACUCAUCCAACCUGGAAGUUGUCGCGUCAUGUGUGCAUCAUUGGAGCAUUCCAUCCCCCACCUCAGGUGUAAGGCACAGGCAGGUGGUCUCGGGAAGGUUAUGGACCUGGUUGCCCGUCAUCACCCAACAGACAUCCUGAUGAUACAUCCGAAGGUGAAAGACUUGACGUACCGUCAUGACUUUGAGCUUCCACCCCUCAGAAUCACGGUGGAUGAUCACGAGCAGCUGGUGAGAGUUUUUUACUCCAAACCUGCGGAUUCCGAGAGUCUUGCCGCCAUCAAACGUGGAUUUCUGCUGCUGUCGCAUCCUUGGUUCGAGGAGAGGGACAAGAAAAGCAUUUAUCCCAACCCAAUGUCCAGGAGAAAAGUGCUUUGCUUUUAUUCCCUCUGGAAUCAAUGUGUUGGGAAGCUUCUGCACCGCUACAAGCCGCAUGUGUAUCACUGCCCAGAUUUUCACGCUUGUAUUGCGCCCUGGUAUGCUCUGCAAAAUCAAGACCCAGCGGAUCCAGCCCAGCUUCGCAUGUUGUUGGUCUUGCACAAUGCGGAGUACCAGGGCUCUGUUUCCACAGACAUGAUUCGAGAGCGGCAGUGUGAGAAGGUGGCGCGCAUCUUCAACAUGUCUGAAGAUUUUAUAUUUGCACAUCUUACCGCUGAGGGCCGAUUCAAUAUGUUAAAAGCUGGAGUCGACUUUUUAUUGGCCUAUCAGGAGGGCCAAGGAGCUUAUGCUGUGUCCCAAUUCUAUGCAGCUGAAUGCCAUGCCAGGUACAGCAUUUUUUGGCAACUGCCGAGCAUCGGGGGUAUUGACAAUCCUAUGCUGGAGGAUGAACGAGAGGCGGAUCUGUUGAAAGAUCUGAGUGUCCAGAAGGCGGAGGCCAAACGACAGGUGCAGAGUGAAUUUGGCUUAAAUGUGGAUCCCGAUGCUCGUCUCUUCGUCUCCUUGGGACGCCUGGUAAGACAGAAAGGAGUGGAUAUCCUCGCUGAUGUAGCCGAAUGGUUGCUGCGCACUUAUCCAGAUGCUCAACUUCUUGUGAUCGGACCGCCUGCAGACGGCUUUGGAUAUUAUGCUCAGAGAAGAUUGGAAGCACUGGCUGCCAUGGAUUGUUUUGAAGGUCGAUUAGUGGCCAAAUGUGAGUUCAUUCAGGCACCUCCAUCUUUGAAAUGGGGGGCAGACUUUUGUUUGAUGCCAUCACGCGAUGAGCCCUUUGGAUACGUCGAUAUCGAGUUUGCUUGGCGAGGAGCCAUCACCGUUGGAGCACAAUCAGGAGGUUUGGGCAAAGUUCCGGGCUUUUACUAUGUGCAGCAGAACCGCGAGAAUUUAAGUCGCCUACGACGAGAGCUUCGCACCGCCGUGCGCCGUGCUAUGCAAGCCAGUCAGAAGACACUUAGAGAUAUGUCUGCUAGAGCAAUGGAGAGCAGCUUCCCUUUGAUUGAGUGGCAGGAGAGCUUGAUGGAUGCCUACAAAGCCCUGCAGCCUGGCUGUGCUGAUCUCACCAGCUCCGGCACUUUGGAGUUGAGUCAUCUGAGUCAUCCGAGCCCAUCCCCCAGUCCGGGCAGCUUCAACUGGUUUCCGGAGGAGGCUCCAGCGGCUCCAGCUACGCAAGUGGAGGUCGUGGAAGCUGAGCUGACCGAUGCCCAGGAGUUUUUUUGGCAGGAACUUACUGAGGAGGAGCUGUCAGAAAGGGUCACGAAUCAAUUGGAUGAGAGUCAGACAGCCUCCAAUGCCCUUCCCAGCAUAGAGACAAUUCUUCAACGGAUUGGCACAGACGUCUCCAAAGAGCACGAAACGGGACGGGUGGCGAAGUGGCUCACUGAGCCUAUGUUUGGAACAGCUCGGGUGCAUUGGCUGGUGUCUUGUGCCUACAUCGCGUGCCCUUUGUCUUCCCUUUUGGUCUUGGUGGUUGCCACCGAAUGGGGAAUCCGUGGAUCCACCCGGCUGCCAGUAUGGUUUCCUGCUUGGUUCAAGGUGAUCUUCGGAGAUGGAGGACUAAAUCUGCCCAUGCUCAAUAUGUUGCUCUUCUCCAUCAACGCUCUGGCAGGUGCUGUGGGUGCUCCCAUCUGGGCGUGCUUGGCGCGAGUGGCGCAACCCCGUCAUCUGCUUGCAGCGGCCAUGCUCCUACAGGUUCCCUUCCUGACCACCAUGCUCUGCGUCCGCCAUCCUGACGUCUCCUUAGCCACGACGUUGGUUUUCUUGCAGGGCCUUGCCAGUUCAGGCUCCUUGAUGUUUGUCAGCUUCAACUUCAUGAUGAGUAUCAAGGCGGACGUGAGCCACGCGGCCUAUCGCAUGGGCAUCCUGGAGAUGACACGACAAGCGGUGACGUGGUUCAUCACGGCCUACAUCUUCCUUGCCUCUCCGUCCACAAAGGAGGGCACGGCCUCAGAACCACUUCCACCCACCGUAUACUGGCUGCUGCUUCCAACUGCUGCCGUGGUCGUCCUGGCUACGCUGAUCCCAGGCGUCUUGUUCUGGAUGGCACCGGGGCCCUACCGUGAAGAUGCCCUGCCCAGCUGGGAUAUGAAGAAUUUCUGGAAGAAGCGAAGCUUCGUGAUCCUGUCCAUCUCAGAUAUUCUGGGAAGUUUGGUGCUUUUCCCCAGCACUUGCUACAUCCAGUGGUGGCUGGCCAACGGCUGGCGUGGGCCCGAUCUCGCCAUUCUCAGCGUUGUCUUCGCCUUUGCUCUGGCAGGUGUGACCAUCCUGUGGGCCAAAGCCUUGGGCAGUGCUAUCAUCCACGGCUUCGCAUUGUUGAUCGGUGUCACGCUGCUGCUGCCCCCGGCCACCAUGCUGCGCGCCAUCGUGCAAGAAGAGGUCUCUACCUUCACCUUUCUGGGACGAUCCAACGUGGCAGUGAUCAUUUGCUGCCUCUCGCUGAUCUUCGAAGGAGUUCGAUGCUCUUCGGCUUGGGCUGUGAAGGUUCGCGUGCUGAAUUCCCGAUGGAGACUGUUGAGCUAUGGCAGCAUCUUCAUUUCCAUGCAAGGAGUUGCGAGUUUUGCCUCGCCGUUCCUUUGCGAAUACCUGGCACGGCGGAACAGCAGCACUUUUAUCUCGGCGAAUGAGAAAGAGCUGGCGGAUGCUGCAGUGGUAACCAUGGUCCCACUGUCUUUGUUGCAGUUUGCGAUGCAAAUCGUUGCGGCACCUUGGAUACGUCAGGAUUUGGGAGUCGCCUCUUCGAAUUCUUUGUAUCGUGACAGUUCCAUUGCGCUCCGCUUUCGCAGCUGGACCUUGAAGAAAUCUGCGUGGCGGAGGCUCCCGCCACAGAUGGCCAUCCUCUUCGGAUGCGUUUUAGGCGCUGUUGCACUUCUGGUUCAAUUUCGUUUGAUGGAAAGGCCCGUUCCCUUCACGCCGGUGCGACGCUGUCUCAAUGGAUUUCAGCCGUCAGCCUGUGAGCUCAUUGAAGAUGAGACAGAUCACAGACCGGCAGAUAGCUUCGCAUUUCGCGGGAAGGGAAGCUACGGGAUCAAUCGCUUCGGUCAGAGCACCACAGGGAAGUUCAACUGUCAGGUGCGGAUGACAAUGCUUGGGGGAGACACCUUUGUGUUUUGGUCCGAGGGUAGAUGCCAAGUUUGGCGAUGUCACCAUGGCAUCGAUGCCCCCGCCACGCCAAGCACAGACGGACAGGAAGUCUGGUCGCAGCACUGUAGCAUCUCAGGUCAGAACCAUAUCAUGGCGCAUCUCUUUGAAUGGCCCUGGCCAGAUAUCGCCAAUGAGUGUGAGACCUAUCUGGGUCCUGCUGGCUUCAGCGUGGUGCAGAUCUCACCUCCAAUGGAACAUAUCAUUGGAAGUUCCUGGUCGACGCGUUAUCAGCCCGUCUCCUUCAAGUUGGAUUCACGCUCGGGAACGCCCGAUGAGUUUGAAGACAUGGUGUCGAGGUGCACCAAAGCGGGUGUGUCAGUAAUGGUCGACACCGUUCUAAACCACAUGGCAUCUCCUGUGGUGCAGAUCCCACAAGAAGAUCGCGAUGCGGGCAAGCAUUGUGGGGGCAAAGAGGCGUCACCCAAGUUCUCGACCACUCCUUGUGAAGGUUGGUCAGGGACGCCCUAUGGUAACCGUGAAUUCCAUUCCGGCAUGCCGGGAUUGGACUAUUUCGAGCGCUCGCAGUUUCACCACUUUGAAGGCAACUUGGAGUCGAACUGCGGCAUUCCGCCGUGGACUAACAAUCGAUAUCUUUGCGAUCUCUACGGCUUGGUAGACCUGGACACAGAAAAUUUGCUGGUUCAAGAGCAGCUGAAGAAUUACAUCAAGGUCUUGUUUGAGCGAGGCGUGACCAUGUUGCGAUUAGAUGCUGCAAUGCAUGUCUAUCCUGAGAGCUUCUUGGCCAUCCUUGCUGCCUUUCCCUUCGACUAUGUCGUCCAGGAAUAUUAUCCUGACGACUUGAAGUUGAAAAGCACUUUGGAGAAGGCGAAAACGGUUGGGACCUUCACGAACUUUGACUUCGGACGUCAAGUGGGGCAGGUCCUUUUUGACAGUUGUCCGGAGGGAGCAUGGGUAAAUUCGACGUCGCGCUUUGGCGAUUUGCUGCACAUCGGAUACCCGACUGCUGAUUGUACGUAUGCCCUCUGCAACACCGCGUAUCCACCUGAACUUGCACUCCUGUUUAUCGACAAUCACGAUCAACAGAGGGAGCGAUGGAAACCUGUCUAUGGUGGACGACCCGCGAGUCCCGUGUGCCGUUGGGACGGAAAGGACAUUGGCAAUUGCCGCCCAAUCUACAAGCAUGGACUCUCGUACAACUUGGCCCAACUCUUCAUGCUGGCGUGGCCUUAUGGAGAUGCAGUGCGCCUCCUUUCGUCGUAUGCCUUCGAGUACUUUGACCAGGGCCCACCGGGAGUCCAAAACGAUUCCUGGCGAGAUCGCCCGUUGUCCCCGGCACAGCGUUGUCGAUCAACUCCCACAACCAGUCCUGUCACGGAAGAGUAUGACAAGGACCUGGAUCAUCCGUGGGUCUGCGAACAUCGUUGGCAGGGUGUCGCGGGCAUGGUGCGUUUCCGGCGCAUCAUGGGACAUGCAACGCCUGGCGAAGUGACGCGGUGGCACACUUGGUCUGACCGGUUGGGACAUGUGGCCUUUGGCUGGGACAAAGUCGCGUUUGUAGCUUUGAACCACGGCUUCAAUUGGGAGACGCAACAAGGGUCCAACAAGUCGUGGUCUCUGGUUGGGCUGGACUCCUAUCUGCCCCAAGGCAAGUACUGCAACUUGGCAGUGGCCUCCCACCCGGUGCCAGACCGAUGGGAUGGUUCCUGCUUUAGUGAGGACGGCUUUGUGGUGGUCGACAUCAAUGGGACCAUCAUUGAAGGGAAGGUGCCGUCAACUGGAGUGCUGGCAAUUCAUGUGAAUUUUGCAAAUUUGUCCAAUUCCACUGAUGAUAUUUUGCUUAUUUGACGCAUU